AUGGAGGUGCAGCAGCGCCUGGAGGCUGUGCCCGUCCUGCACGAAACUUGGCGCGUUUGGCACCUCCAGCAGGGACGCGGUCAUGCUGCCCGCCUGCACUGGCGGCGUGCUUACCUGCAGGUGCAAGUUGAGGCCACACAGCGCAGUCUCAAGCUCCAAAAGCUCGCUUGGAAGUGCUGGCGAGAAAGUGCCGCUAUCACCAGGGCCCCGCUAUCGAAGUUUCGAAGGAGGCGUGCUGCGUGCUUCUGCGCGGCUGUGCUGCGUGCGUGGCGAGGUCAAAGCCGUCAUGAGACCCUGGCAGACGAAGCUGGGGAAGAUGUGGAGGCUUCAGACUGCCUGGAAGUCUCUGCGAGCACGGCAGAGGCCACAGAGGCCAACAUCACCUUGCGAGAUUUCCACCCUGAGACCGGCUGUGAGAUCAGUGCCUUCGAGAUCUCCACCAGCCUCUCGGAGAUCCGGGUGGUUUCUCCCACGGCCAGCGACUCGAAGCACUCGGACAAGGCGAGAGAGCCCGCGGAUCCCGCGGCUCUCGAGCUUGAGGUCCUUGAGACCGGCCUCCCUCCGGUGCCCCCCUGGCCCAAGCAACCCGUGGAGGCCUCAACUCCGCUCCGAUCCAUCUUGCGUUCUGUACCUUCGCCAUCGAGAUCUCGCUCUGCCUCCUUGGCAUCCGAUUCGCAGCAAGGUACACCGGAAGCAGACAGCUCAAACAGCGUCCGCAUCGGCAACUUGGGCGCCGUGCCGCAGUGGCCCUGCGCUGCGAUGCAGCAGGCGGCCAAAUCUCAGCGACGUGCCAGUCAGACGGGCAUUCUCCGCAGAUGCGCACUGGUUCUGGCCAUGAAGCACUGGCAGGCGUUUCGAAGAGGUUGCUGUCAACUUCGCUUGGCUUUGCGGGCCUGGCGGACGGAGCUCCAAUACGGGAGAGACGCACGCCCAG
Symbiodinium necroappetens is the source of this 934-nucleotide messenger RNA. Lineage: Eukaryota; Dinophyceae; Suessiales; Symbiodiniaceae. The record is from the annotation of a GenBank genome assembly.